AUGCACUACUCCACCAACAUAAAGUGCGAGGCUGCCGCUCAACAGCAACCUGUCUGUUACUUCUCAAUCACACCGGUCGUAUACAGCAAAGCCUCUGAGCACUUCUCCGUCGAGACACCAGCCUGUUCGCCAACUACCGCUGCCUUCGAUCCUGAGACACCGUCCGAGCCAAGCAACCCAUUACUAGCCUUACGACUUCCACCUCCAACCCUCCUCACCGGCAGCAACAUGGACGCCUCGAAGCUCAUGUCUUUGCAAACAACCGCUGCUUUUUCACCAAAUCGGCCAAAGCCCCGCCCAAUCCAAGACGUGCUUGUCCUUGGAGAAAGCGACUCUUCUGAGUCCUCCACCACGAACUACUCGUCCGACUCCUCGUCUUCAACACCAGCUAACCCCAUCACACGCUGCUCGCGCUGCCACCGGAGCAGCAGCUUGGGUUCCUCGUCUUCGACAAACAGCGGCAUGAUCAGCUUCGGCCCCAACUCGUACUACUGCCAACGCUGCGCGACUAUUGUCGGGUAUCUACGUUGA
Coniosporium apollinis CBS 100218 is the source of this 531-nucleotide messenger RNA. RefSeq lists its product as uncharacterized. The coding region runs from base 1 to 531 and encodes 176 amino acids. The record is from RefSeq and is a predicted model, not a curated record. NCBI's taxonomy places the organism in Eukaryota, Fungi, Ascomycota, Dothideomycetes. The transcript has a single exon.